UUUCCUCCCAAUGUCUGUCCGAGCCGUGAGUGCUGAUUGCUGGUUGCUUGUGGAGGUCCAGGCUGUUUUCUCUCGCCUGAGUUUCCAGUGUCAUCUCCUCCACUCCUGCACUGUUACUGCUUUACAUUGUCUGUGCUGGUCACUUUGUUUUCAGCCAUGGGUUCUGAUGUGGCUGAGUCGACCGACGAUCGCCGCGCGCGUCUCCAGGCGCUUCGAGCUGCUCAAGAGCUCCUUGCUGCUCCCACCCCUGAUUCCACCAUCGCCUCUCUUGAUACCAACGGCCAGCAGCGUCAGCCACUCGAGCAGGAACAAGAGCCAGAUGGAGCGUCAGACACAGGGAUAAAGUUUCGGAACUACUUUCCCAGAGACAGUGAUCUGCAGAAAGCCAAGCACGCACCUCCUGUUAUACCGAAGUUUGAGGACCCUGUGGCUACAGAUCCACUUCAAGUCGCUGGAGGCGAGGAUCCUAUUGUAAGUAUCGCACCCAAGAAACCAAAUUGGGAUCUCAGGAGGGAUGUAGCUAAGAAAUUGGAGAAGUUAGAGCGACGUACACACAGAGCAAUUGUUGAGCUUAUGAUUGAAGAGGAGAAGCGCCGGCAAGCUGAAGCUGUGGAUAACAUGGAACAGGAUUAGUGUGGUCAAGAACUUGAUUCCUCACCCUAAAACCCUAAACCGGUCGCCUUGCGAGCUGCGUUGCUAAUAGGACUCUCUCUACGAUGUCCACUUGCCACCAUUUUUCAUUGUAAGGAUGAUGUGCAUUUGUAAACUGAAGUCUAAAAGACUAUGAAAUGCCCGAUCAGCAUCUGGUAUCAGGCCUAGUUGGCUGUUUCUUUGGGUUACAAAGUAAUCAGAAAGCUCAUUAGUACCCGCAAAUAGAACAGCAUUUUGGAGUUUAGUCAGAUGUAGAAGGGUAAAUAUCGGAGGCGCAUCAAUGUCUUGGCUGUAAUGAGUGACGUGCUAUUUACUGUGAUGUGUCUUUUCCUUGUCGAACCCAUAAGGCUGUUCUCUCAGUUUCUUUUGAAUCGUAUUUGAAGUGGUCUCCAUUGCAGCAAA
This is a messenger RNA of Physcomitrium patens, 1053 nucleotides long. RefSeq lists its product as uncharacterized. The record is from RefSeq and is a predicted model, not a curated record. Gene Ontology annotation, cellular component: post-mRNA release spliceosomal complex; U2-type spliceosomal complex. NCBI's taxonomy places the organism in Eukaryota, Viridiplantae, Streptophyta, Bryopsida, Funariales, Funariaceae.